AUGGCCCGUCGACCUCCGUCGUUGGAGUCCGUGAAGUCUUUAGGCUCCCCCAUUGACCCGAAUCUUAGGAAAAAGGUUGCCGUCGUCGGCAGUGGAUGCGCCGGCAUCGCCGCCCUCUGGGCCUUGAACCGGAGUUAUCACGAUGUCUACAUGUAUGAGGCCUCGUCGAGGCUUGGCGGACACACCAAUACGGUGACAUGGAAAAGUGGAAAGUUCGAGACGAGCGUCGACACGGGCUUCAUCGUCCUCAACGCCGCGACGUAUCCAAAUUUCAUCAACUUCCUCAAGAAGGUCAAGGUGGAAACGGUGCCGACAGAGAUGACGUUCGGUGUUACUCGCGACCACGGAUUAUUUGAGUGGGCCGGUACGAGUCUGGAUGCCGUCUUUUGCCAACGAAAGAACAUCUUUUCGCUGCGCAUGUGGAGGAUGAUCUUCGAUAUCGUUCGAUUUAACCAGUUUGCCAUGGACCUGCUGAUGUCCGAUGACGAGAACGACGCCGCUGCGAUGAACGGUGACAGCAAGGGGGCUAAGAGGGAAGAGACCAUCGGCGAGUACCUCGAGAGGGAAGGCUACUCAGAUGCCUUCAGAGACGACUACCUUAUUCCCAUGACGGCUGCCGUAUGGAGUACGAGCCCCGAUAAGUGCACGCUGGACUUUCCGGCAGUCACUCUCGUCCGCUUCAUGUGGAACCACCAUCUCCUUUCAACGGUCUCUGCGAGACCGCAGUGGCUCACUCUCAAGAAGUGCGGAAAGUCCUACAUCGACGCCGUCAUGAACGGCUUUCCCUCCAACCACCUUUUCCUCAACACACAAGUAACUCAGGUCACGAGCGAGGAGGACGGCAGGGUGCGAGUGCAUGCUCACAACGGCAAAUCCGACGUUUACGACCACGUCAUCCUGGCGACACACGGAGAUCAGGCGCUCAGGAUCAUCGGGUCAUCAGCGACGCCGGAAGAGAAGGAGAUCCUGUCCGCGUUCCAGACAUCCGAGAACUCGGUCGUCCUCCACUCCGACCUAUCUCACAUGCCGGCCUCCGAGAAGGCCUGGACCAGCUGGAACUACCUCACCCUCUCCUCGCCCUCUACUGGCAAGCAGAACAUCGACCAAGUGUCCCUGACGUACAACAUGAACAUCCUGCAACACAUCCCCCGCGAGACCUUCGGCGACGUCCUGGUUACUAUGAACCCACUGCAACCACCGAGCCCGGAUACGGUCCAGGGAAGCUUCACCUACCGACACCCUCUGUACACGCCCGCGGCAGUGCGCGCGCAGAAGCUCCUCCCGCGCAUCCAGAACAAGCGCGGCAUCAGUUACGCCGGAGCGUGGACGAAAUACGGCUUUCACGAGGACGGCUUCAGCAGCGGUUUGCACAUCGCGCAGGACCACCUGUACGCGAAGCUGCCGUUCCAGUUCGUGGACUCGACGUACAGCCGCGGUAGGAAACCGUCGCUUGGACUGGCGGAUUUGCUGGUGAGGCUCAUCAUUCUGCUUAUUCAAGUUUUCGUUGUAAGAGUGCUGGAGAGAGCUUUCGGCGUGGCGAAGAGGGUUGUGAGUCCUCGUGCGGAGCGCCUGAAAAGGACAUUGAAGAACGGGAAAGCUGCGUAA
Molecule: messenger RNA, 1605 nt
Organism: Colletotrichum karsti
Lineage: Eukaryota; Fungi; Ascomycota; Sordariomycetes; Glomerellales; Glomerellaceae
Product: amine oxidase
Exons: 3
Coding region: 1-1605 (534 amino acids)
Molecular function (GO): oxidoreductase activity
Source: RefSeq, a predicted model, not a curated record